Messenger RNA from Morone saxatilis (striped sea-bass), 2276 nucleotides. RefSeq names its product YES proto-oncogene 1, Src family tyrosine kinase (gene yes1). Lineage: Eukaryota; Metazoa; Chordata; Actinopteri; Moronidae. Gene Ontology annotation, cellular component: extrinsic component of cytoplasmic side of plasma membrane. Gene Ontology annotation, molecular function: ATP binding; non-membrane spanning protein tyrosine kinase activity; signaling receptor binding. Gene Ontology annotation, biological process: cell differentiation; protein phosphorylation; cell surface receptor protein tyrosine kinase signaling pathway. The record is from RefSeq and is a predicted model, not a curated record.
GGGCUGGUGAAGUAGUUAAUCGGUAUGGGACAGACGGAAGACUGAGAUUCCACGUUAAGAGACUUGUUUUGUGUCGGCCCUGUUGUGUUUCCACUUUCUUUUUGGGAUUGUCGACGUGAAAUUAAAAAGAAUAAAUAAAACAAAACCAAAAACGUGGAGGAGGAAAAGAAAAGACCACAGGACGCAUGUAGCCGAAGUACAACACUGCAAAGGUCUCUUUUCAAGGCUUGACGAUGGGCUGCGUCAGGAGUAAAGAGGACAAGGGCCCGGCGCUGAAGUACCGACCCGAUAACUCAAAUGCCACGCCAGUCAACUCCCACCUGGGCCACUACGGGCCUGACCCCACCCUGAUGGGUCAUUCACCAGCUAUGAAGACACACAACAACAGCUACAACAGUCACGCCGCCGCCCUCACGCCCUUUGGUGGGGCGUCUUCGGUCAUGACGCCCUUUGGCGGGGCCUCCACCUCCUUCACCUCAGUGGCCGUGAGCAGCCCCUUCCCCGGUAUCAUCACAGGUGGUGUAACAUUUUUCGUAGCGCUGUACGACUACGAAGCGAGGACGUCAGAUGACCUGUCAUUCAAAAAAGGGGAUCGUUUCCAGAUCAUCAACAACACGGAAGGCGACUGGUGGGAGGCUCGCUCCAUCAACACCGGACAGAAAGGUUACAUCCCCAGUAACUAUGUGGCUCCAGCUGACUCCAUACAGGCCGAAGAAUGGUACUUUGGUAAAAUGGGCCGCAAAGAUGCUGAGCGUCUUUUAUUGCUUCCAGGGAACCAGCGGGGCACUUUCUUGGCACGAGAGAGUGAGACAACCAAAGGUGCUUACUCUCUGUCUAUCCGGGACUGGGACGAGGUGAAGGGAGACAACGUCAAACACUACAAAAUCCGUAAGCUGGACAACGGUGGUUAUUACAUCACCACUCGGGCCCAGUUUGAGAAUCUACAGAAGCUGGUGAAACACUACACAGAGCAUGCAGAUGGUCUGUGCCACAGGCUGACAUCUGUGUGUCCCACAGUGAAGCCUCAGACUCAGGGACUAGCUAAGGAUGCCUGGGAAAUCCCGAGGGAGUCCCUCCGACUGGAGGUGAAACUGGGCCAAGGCUGCUUUGGAGAAGUCUGGAUGGGCACAUGGAACGGCACUACUAAGGUGGCUAUUAAGACCCUGAAGCCGGGUACCAUGUCCCCAGAGGCCUUCCUGCAGGAGGCUCAGAUAAUGAAGAAACUUCGACAUGACAAACUGGUGCCUCUCUAUGCUGUGGUGUCUGAGGAGCCCAUCUACAUUGUAACAGAAUUUAUGGGCAAAGGUAGUUUACUGGACUUCCUGAAGGAGGGAGAUGGUAAAUAUCUGAAGCUGCCCCAGCUGGUGGACAUGGCUGCACAGAUCGCAGACGGCAUGGCCUUCAUUGAGAGGAUGAACUACAUCCACAGGGACCUGAGAGCUGCCAACAUCCUGGUGGCGGAUAACUUGGUGUGUAAGAUCGCUGACUUUGGCCUGGCUCGGCUCAUCGAGGACAACGAGUACACCGCCAGACAAGGUGCUAAAUUCCCCAUCAAGUGGACGGCCCCUGAAGCUGCUCUGUACGGCCGCUUCACCAUCAAAUCAGACGUCUGGUCGUUUGGUAUACUACUGACUGAACUGGUGACUAAGGGGAGAGUACCAUACCCAGGUAUGGUUAAUCGAGAGGUACUUGAGCAGGUAGAACGAGGUUACCGCAUGCCUUGCCCCCAGGGGUGCCCCGAGUCCCUCCAUGAGAUGAUGAGGCAUUGCUGGAAGAAGGAGCCAGAUGAAAGACCGACCUUUGAAUACAUCCAGUCCUUCUUGGAAGACUACUUCACAGCCACAGAGCCACAGUACCAGCCAGGGGACAACCUCUAGUCUGGGGGAUUUGGGGGGCGAACUGUGGCCUCACACAGAGGUACAUCAGUGGAGAUCAAAGCUUGGGACAACAGACAACUUCAAUGGUAAAAGCCUUGAUGAGGCUGCAGAGAAAGAAGUUUUAAUGCUACAAACUAGUCCACAACCACACUGGUAUAUCUGCAAGAAGAAAAUAUUUUCCGAAGUAGAGGUUUGUCCCUUGUGUACUCGGGGACCAAAUGUUUGGGGGAGUGUCCAACUGUGCAGAUUCGUGCUGGUACUUUAAACUCGUGGACCCCUCUAAUCAGAAUAAUCCAUAUGAACUGGCACCAACACUGUGAUCAAAAAGAGAGGAUUUUCUCCUAAUUUCAAAUAAAUGGCAGAUGCAGUUUUUCUUUUUUUUUCUUACUUUUAAAAAAA